Messenger RNA from Colletotrichum acutatum, 2029 nucleotides. RefSeq lists its product as uncharacterized. The record is from RefSeq and is a predicted model, not a curated record. The coding region runs from base 302 to 1912 and encodes 536 amino acids. The transcript has 5 exons. NCBI's taxonomy places the organism in Eukaryota, Fungi, Ascomycota, Sordariomycetes, Glomerellales, Glomerellaceae. Gene Ontology annotation, molecular function: oxidoreductase activity; FAD binding.
CGGACUUUGCUCUUGGAAGACCAUUUCGCUAAUUUAAUCCUUGGCGUCUCGUUUGACUAUCGACCGAUUGUGCUUCGUAUUAUACUUUUGCCAACUAAGGACCAAGACGGAGGAAAGAGGGCUGUACAUAUUCUCGAUUUUGUGGUCUGCGAAGCAGAGGAGAAGGGGGUCCAAAAGAUCAUCGCCGCAAUGUAUUUAACAGUCACCCGCGACCUUCCGGAAGAACUCCUUCCUGCCCAUCCAGCAACCACAGACCAUCCUCCUCGUCAACGAAUCAGCCAACCCGCCAGAGCUCCUCGCCAUGCAGCUGUCACUUCUCUUCGCUGCGCUUUCUGCGCAGGCUGUCCUUGCCGCACCUCGAAUAAAGAGGGACGCCCUCAAAUCGUGUGUGGAGGAGGUUUUUGGAGGGAACGCGGCUCUGCGCAUCGUGACACCGACUGAUCCUACAUACCACGAUGCGAGAAUCGGGGAGGCCAUCCAGUUUACACAGAUGCCAGUGUUGAUUGCUUACGCGGAAAAGCCAUAUGAAGUUGCACCCUUGAUACAAUGCGCAAAGACCAGUGGCAUCAAAGCAGUCCCCAGGACCGGCGGUCACCACUUCCUCGGAUACUCCGCCCUCCAAGACUCUCUCGUCAUCGACAUCACCCACAUCGACUACGUCAACAUCGCAGCAGACAAAAAGACCGCCACUGUCGGCGCCGGCAUCCGCUUCGGCGCCCUCUACACGGCCCUCGGCCAGCAAGGCCUCGACUGGACGGGCGGCAUCUGCCCCACAGUCGGCAUCUCAGGCUUCCUUUCCGCGGGCGGCUUCAACAUGCAGAUGCGCCAAAACGGCCUCGGCGUCGACAACGUCGAGUCCGCAAAGGUAGUCACCUCGAACGGCUGCAUCGUAACAGCCUCCCGCGACGAGAACGCCGACCUCUUCUUCGCCAUCCGCGGCGGCGGCGGCGGAUCCUACGGGGUUGUCAUCGAGUGGACGCUGCGCAUGUACGAGUUCCCGCGCUCCGCCAUGGUGUACCUGCAGUGGAACGGCUCCGACACGCGGUUCGAUAUCGCAAAGACGUUCCACGAGUGGGCGCCCCGCGCGGACAGCGCUCUCAGCUCGCAGGUGAACUUGUACAAGAACCGGACCGACGUGAUUGGGUGGUGCUACGGCUGCACCCUCGACAAGCUGCAAGGCAUGGUGAACGCCUCGGGACUGCUGGCCAUCGGGAAGCCGGCGGCGUACAUCUCGGGUGGGUGUAACACCAUCAACGCCCGCCUCUUCGGCUACGGCGUCAACGAGUGCGGCGCCGACGAGGCCGUCGCGCAAGUCGCGCCGUUUGUUGUCAACACGAUACAGCAGCCGUUUGUCCAGCUGCCGGGGUAUGCAAACUUCACUUACAACGAGACGACAAAGGCGCCCGAGCUACCUCCCGCACAGCCAUGGGCGCGCUUCAUUCGCCUGUCCAAGUCGUUCAUGGUCCAAAAGAAUAGGCUCCUCACAGAGGAGACGAUGAGGAACGCCAUCUCGCGGAUCGACGAGCUCGACGACGCGGCGCAGGGGUGGAUCGAGUGGCACGCGUGGAACAUUUCGGUCGCGGGCGAUGCGGCAUUUGCGUGGCGCGAGCAGGCGUAUUCGCACAUGGAGUUCAUUGUGUCUAGCUCCGCGGAUGAGAGGGUCCAUUCUGGCUAUGUGAAGUGGUUCAAGAGCCUGGAGGAUUACCUGCGUCCGCUUGUUGGAAUGGCGAGUUACUCGGGCUACAUGGACGACACGAUUUCUACCCCUCCGCUUGAUUCGUACUAUGGCGGCAACGUCGCAAAGCUGUCUCAAAUCAAGUCCAAGUACGAUCCCCAGGGCUUCUUCGCGAAUCCUCUUAGCAUCAAAGCUCUGUACCCAAACCAGACCGUAACUGGAGACAGCUGUCUGUAGAUAAGGUGAAGACAGAUCAGGGUACAAGGUUACCGAAGAACCGUAUGACUGUGACGUCAGAAUAUAGUGUGCUUGAUGACAAGCUGUAAGUCAGUUCUAGAGCGAGAGAUCUCCGUC